Cylindrotheca closterium is the source of this 498-nucleotide messenger RNA. The record is from the annotation of a GenBank genome assembly. Lineage: Eukaryota; Bacillariophyta; Bacillariophyceae; Bacillariales; Bacillariaceae.
AUGACAGAGGCAGACAUGGCGGCCGCCCGGGCUAAAAUGAUCGCUAAGCGAUUCGGAGGGGCUUCAACAUCAACUGGAGGAAAGGGAACUGUACGAAGAAAGAAAAAGGUUGCUUCCCGAAGUGCUGCUGCCCAAUCUGACGCCAAGCUUGGAUCCACGCUGAAGAAGCUUGGGGCCACCAACAUCCCAGGAAUUGAAGAGGUCAAUCUUUUCAAGGAAGACGGAAAGGUUAUCCACUUUGUCAACCCCAAAGUCCAAGCAUCCAUCGGUGCCAACACGUACAUCAUCUCUGGACCAUCUGAGACCAAGCCAUUGCAAGAACUCCUCCCUUCAAUUGUUUCCCAAUUGGGCAUGGACAACUUGUCGCAACUCCAAAGCAUGGCUGCCCAAGCCGGUGUCACUCCAGGUGGAGCUGCCCCUACCGCUGAUGAUGACGACGAUGAUGAUGUCCCUGAUCUAGUGGAAGGAAACUUCGAGGAAGUCUCGGAACAAUCUUAA